AUGCUAUGGGGGCCUCUAUCCGACCGUUACGGAAGGAGGCCCGUCUUCCUAGUCUGCUUGACCAUCUUGAUCGGGGCGUGUAUAGGAAUUGCUCUGAUACCAACGAACGCUUUCUGGCUCUUGAUUGUCCUCCGCUGUUUACAGGCUGCGGGGUGCGCCAGUACAAUCGCCCUCGGUGCCGGUGUAAUUGGCGACAUCUCAACUCCUGAAGAGAGGGGAGGGUUCUUUGGAACGUUUAAUCUCGGUCCUAUGCUCUCACCCUGUAUCGCCCCUGCGAUUGGCGGUGCCCUCUCUGAUAAACUUGGGUGGCGUUCCAUUUUCUGGUUCCAAGUCAUCAUGGCUAUCUGCUGCCUUCUCUUCAUCCUCUUAUCCCGAAGGAAGAACAAGAGCCAACGCAAUAAGUCCGGUAUUCGGCGAUCAAUCAACCCCUUCGUCAUCCUCGUAUAUCCCGACGUUGCCAUAACCCUCACCUUCACGGGCGUCGUUUACGCUGUCAACAACACCGUUGUGACGACAGUGGCCUCUUCCUUUGCCAAAGUGUACCCGUGGUUGUCUGAAACCGCCCUCGGCUUGUGCUAUUUGCCUACGGGAUUCGGCAUGAUCGUCGGCAGCACCGUCACUGGCAAAUUUCUCGACUGGGAGUACGCCCGCAUCAAGAAAAAAGUCGAGGCAUCCGAUGGUGCCAUCUUGUUCCCGAAGGAGUAUGCCCGUCUGAGGACUAUGCCGGUGCUGUUGGUACUGUUCUCCGGUGCUGUGAUAGCAUGGGGUUUUUGCGUCGAUCGAGGGGUUCAUAUCGCCGUACCUCUCCUUCUUCAGGUAGUCUUGGGAUACACAUCCAUUGCCAUCCUUAAUACUACAAUGACUCUAAUGAUUGACAUCUUACAAACAAGGAGUUCGGCAGCGACAGCAUGUACAAACCUUGUAAGAUGUUUAUUGGCAGCCCUGUUGGUGGGCCUGAUUGACAGGAUGACGGCGGCCCUGCGCAUCAGCUGGAGUUAUGUUCUGCUAGGCGGCUUUUGUGCUCUUCUUCUGCCCCUCAUGUAUAUCGAGAUGAAAGUUGGGCCAAAAUGGAGAAUGAGACGAGAUCUAAAGUCUGUGGACGAUUAG
Colletotrichum orchidophilum is the source of this 1107-nucleotide messenger RNA. RefSeq lists its product as uncharacterized. The coding region runs from base 1 to 1107 and encodes 368 amino acids. The transcript has 6 exons. The record is from RefSeq and is a predicted model, not a curated record. NCBI's taxonomy places the organism in Eukaryota, Fungi, Ascomycota, Sordariomycetes, Glomerellales, Glomerellaceae. Gene Ontology annotation, molecular function: transmembrane transporter activity. Gene Ontology annotation, biological process: transmembrane transport.